Messenger RNA from Orcinus orca (killer whale), 4946 nucleotides. RefSeq names its product RAD54 homolog B (gene RAD54B). The record is from RefSeq and is a predicted model, not a curated record. Gene Ontology annotation, cellular component: nucleus. Lineage: Eukaryota; Metazoa; Chordata; Mammalia; Artiodactyla; Delphinidae. Gene Ontology annotation, molecular function: DNA translocase activity; ATP binding; ATP-dependent chromatin remodeler activity. The coding region runs from base 1956 to 4136 and encodes 726 amino acids. The transcript has 13 exons. Gene Ontology annotation, biological process: double-strand break repair via homologous recombination; reciprocal meiotic recombination.
AGAAAUCCUGUACUCUUUAGCUUUCAACCCGCCCCCACCAUGUGCCCCACCCCCACCCCAACUCACCCUCACCUCCCAGCCCUAAGUAACCACUAAACUAAACUACUUUCUGUCUGUAUAGAUUUACCUGUUCUGGACAUUUCAUAUAAAUGGAAUCAUGUAAUGUGUAGUCCUUUGGUGACUGGCUUCUCUCACUUAGCAUAAUGUUUUCAAGGUUUAUACAUGUUGUAGCAUGUAUCGGUAUUUUAAUCCUUUUAAUGGCUGAAUAAUAUUACAUUGUAGUGAUGUACCACAAUUUGUUUAUUCAUUUGUCAGUUGAAUGGAUAUUUGGGAUGUUUCUACCUUUGGGCUAUUAUGAAUAAUCCUGGUAUAAACAUUCAUGUACAAGUUUUUUGUGUGGAUGUGUUUUUCUCUCUCUUGAGCAUAUACCUAGGAGUGGAAUUGCUGGGUCAUAUGGUAACUCUAACCUUUUGAAGAACUGCAAAUCUGUUUUCUAAAGUGGCGGUACUAUUUUACAUUGCACCAGCAGUGUGUGAGGAUUCCAAUUUCUCCACGUCUGCACCACACUUUUUAUUAUCUAUUUGAUACUUAUCAUCCUAGUGGAUGUGAAGUGUAUCUUGUAAAUUCAUUUAUUUAUUUAUUUUUGGCUGCAUUGGAUCUUUGCUACACACAGGCUUUCUCUAGUUGUGGCGAGUGGGGACUACUCUUCAUUGCAGUGCACGGGCUUCUCGUUGCGGAGCAUUGGCUCUAGGCGCGUGAGCUUCAGUAGUUGUGGCACGUGGGCUCAGUAGUUGUGGCUUGCGGGCUCUAGAGUGCAGGCUCAGUAGUUGUGGCACACUGGCUUAGUUGCUCCGUGGCAUGUGAGAUCUUCCUGGACCAGAGAUCAAACCGGUGUCCCCUGCAUUGGGAGGUGGAUUCUUAACCAGUGUGCCAUCAGGGAAGUCCCAUUAAGUAGGUGGUGUAUUUUAAAAGAUAAAGUAAUCAUUUGGUUUUUGUUUUGUAAAUUAUAUUGUUUUGAUAGCUUCCUGGGGUCAAGUGUGUAUUUGGUAAAAGACAUAAUGAAUAGCUCUUCAGUGAUGGGGGAAUGAGAUUUCCCUCUCUUCAGCUGGAAUAACUUUUAUCUAGCCAUUGAAAAUAUAGUGUACAAGUUAGGUGAGAAGUAAGAGCUAGGGCUCGGUAUGAGGGUGGUCUGUAUUCCUCAAGGAGUGCUCAUGUUUUAACUAUAACUGCCAAGGGGAAAAGAGAAAAUAAGACAGAAAUAAGGGGAGAUUUUGUCUCUAGUGUCAAGUGUACUUUGAAUUAAUAGAUAACUUUUAGUGUUUUUGCUUCAAAACACUAAAAGAUAUCAUUAUAUAGAAUAUCAUAUACAUACCUUUCAACCUAUUCUGCUGUUAUUCUUUGUCUUAUUUUAUUAUGUUUUAUCUAUUUUAAGUUGAACUAUAAUUUACAUGCAAUAAAAUGUAUAGCUCUUAAAUGAUCAGUGAUGAUUUUUGUUAAAUGUAUAUACACGUGUACCUGUCACUCAGAACAAAUUCUUGUAUUUAUUUUUUUAAAAUUUGUAUUGGAGUAUAGUUGAUUUACAAUGUUGUGUUAGUUUCAGGUGUACAGCAAAGUGAAUCAGUUAUACAUAUACAUAUAUCCACUCUUUUUUAGAUUCUUUUCCCAUAUAGGUCAUUACAGAGUAUUGAGUAGAGUUCCCUGUGCUAUACAUUCAUUUAGCCCCUAAAGAAAUAACAGUGUCUAAGGGACAAGAAGAGGAGCCUGAUAGCCUAGUUAAAUAUUUCAGUGUUGUUUGGUGUAAGCCUUCAAAGAAAAAACACAAAAAGUGGGAAGGCGAUGCUAUUCUUAUUGUAAAAGGAAAGUCAUUCACAUUAAAGGAUUUGGAAGGCAAAGACAUUGGAAGAGGCAUUGGAUAUAAAUUCAAAGAGCUUGAAAAGAUUGAAGAGGGCCAAACAAUGACGAUUGGUGGAAAAGAAAUAGAAGUCAUGGGUAUAAUCUCUCCAGAUGAUUUCAACAGUGGCAGAUGUUUUCAGCUUGGAGGAGGAAGUUCUGCUGCCUUAUGUUCUUUUCAGGCUGUCAAGAAGUGUUUCUCUAACCCUUUCAAAAGUGUCUGUAAACUAAGUUCAAAGGAAAAUAGACAGAAAAGUUUCCAAAAUUGUAAACCACGCCAUGACCCAUAUGCACCAAAUUCACUUGUUAUGCCACGACCAGAUAAUAAUCACCAGCGGAUGUUCAGUAAGAACUGUUUUCCUGUUGUGGAUGUAGUGAUAGAUCCUCACCUUGUAUUUCACCUUCGACCACAUCAGAAAGAAGGGAUCAUAUUCCUUUAUGAAUGUGUGAUGGGAAUGAGGGUGAAUGGCAGAUGUGGAGCUAUUCUUGCUGAUGAAAUGGGUUUAGGGAAAACAUUGCAAUGUAUUUCGCUCAUCUGGACUCUACAGUGUCAGGGACCCUACGGUGGCAAGCCAGUAAUAAAGAAGACACUUAUUGUCUCACCUGGAAGCUUGGUGAAUAAUUGGAGGAAAGAAUUUCAAAAAUGGCUAGGAAUUGAAAGGAUCAAGAUAUUUACUGUUGAUCAGGACCACAAAGUAGAAGAAUUCACCAAAUCUCCAUUUUAUUCUGUUCUUAUCAUCAGUUAUGAAAUGUUACUUCGUUCCCUGGAUCAAAUUAAGAAUAUAAAAUUUGAUCUUCUAAUUUGUGAUGAAGGGCAUCGUUUGAAGAACAGUACCAUUAAGACAGCUACAGCCCUCAUUAGCCUCGCCUGUGAGAAAAGGAUAAUUCUAACUGGUACUCCAGUUCAGAAUGAUCUCCAAGAAUUUUUUGCAUUAAUUGAUUUUGUAAAUCCAGGAAUAUUAGGCUCUUUGCCGUCUUAUAGAAAAAUAUAUGAAGAACCCAUUAUUAAAUCGAGACAACCUUCUGCUUCUGAGGAAGAAAAGGAGUUAGGAGAGAGAAGAGCAGCUGAACUUACUUGCCUCACUGGGCUCUUUGUCCUUAGAAGAACCCAAGAAGUCAUAAAUAAAUAUCUCCCACCUAAGAUAGAGAAUGUAGUCUUUUGCCGACCAGGAGCCCUACAGAUUGAACUUUAUCGAAAACUGUUGAAUUCUCAGGCUGUCAGAUUCUGUCUUCAAGGAUUGUUGGAAAAUAGUUCUCAUCUAAUAUGUAUUGGAGCUCUUAAAAAACUGUGCAAUCACCCCUGCCUUUUGUUCAGCUCAGUAAAGGAAAAAGAAUGCAGCUCAACUUGGGAUGAGAAUGAAGAAAGGAAUCUAUAUGAAGGCUUGAUAAAUGUGUUUCCCGCUGAUUACAACCCACUCAUGUUUGCUGAGGAAGAGUCAGGAAAACUACAGGUGCUGUCAAAGCUCUUAGCUGUUAUCCACGAACUUUGUCCUGAUGAAAAGGUGGUGUUGGUAUCCAACUAUACACAAACCUUGAAUAUUUUACAAGAAGUAUGCAAGCGUCAUGGAUAUGCUUAUACAAGACUUGAUGGACAAACACAGAUCUCUCAAAGGCAACAAAUUGUUGAUGGCUUUAAUAGUAAAUACUCUUCUGAUUUCAUUUUUUUGUUAAGUUCAAAAGCUGGUGGUGUGGGACUUAACCUUAUUGGAGGAUCUCACUUAAUUCUCUAUGACAUUGAUUGGAAUCCAGCCACUGAUAUCCAGGCAAUGUCUAGAGUGUGGAGGGAUGGUCAGAAACAUCCUGUACAUAUUUACAGACUCCUAACCACAGGUACGAUAGAAGAAAAGAUCUAUCAAAGGCAGAUCAGUAAGCAAGGUCUUUCUGGGGCAGUUGUAGACCUAACCAAGACAUGUGAUCAUAUUCAGUUUUCAGUAGAAGAACUUAAAAAUUUGUUCACAUUACAUGAAAGUUCACAUUGUGUUACUCAUGACCUGCUUGAGUGUGAAUGUACAGGAGAAAAUCAUACAGGUGAUUCAUUGGAAAAAUUCCCUGUCUUUAGAAAUUGUCAGCUUGGUACACAUCAACAGAAGUCUGACUCCCUGAAACCUGUCUCCAUGUCACAGCUGAAGCAAUGGAAACAUUUUUCUGGAGAUCAUUUAAAUCUUACAGAUCCUUUUCUUGAAAGAAUAAGAGAAAAUGUGUCAUUCUUUUUUCAGAAUAUAACCAAUCAAACUACUGCUAUAUAACCCCCUUUAAAAAAUUAAUCUAGUAAGUAAAUGUAAUUUUGGAAAACAAAUAGAAUUAUUUUAAUUAUAAUAAUAUAUUUUAUUGCAAAAUGUAUUAUAGUUUUGAUCUAAUAAUCAAAACUGAGUUGUUUAAUUUUUUGUAUAUAUUCUUAAAUAUUGAAACAUUAAAGACAUACUUGUUUCAUCCUAUAAUUGUUUAUUAGUAAUUCCGUAAUUCAUGCAGUUUCAUUAAGUAAUUUCUAAGGAAUUUUCAUAAGGAAUAUUAAAAGGUAAAACGCCCUGUUUCUAUCUUUGGGGAAUCUAAACUGAUUAGGAAUAUUAGACAUAGAUGUGGGAGACAACUGAAAAAUUUGAUAAGUUUAAACUACAGCUCAAAGGAGAAAGAGAAUCAGAGACUAGAAUUGCUAAUGCUGAAGAUUCAGUUGGACAUGACAGUUGCUGCAGGGCGGUUUGGGUGAGAGUGGUCUGUGGGUUGUGGCAGGACGGGGAGGAGUACUGGACACUUCAAAGCACCGGUUUCUAAUCUGGGACUUCAGACUGUAAAGCCAUGUCCAGCAAGCAUUGUUUGUACUCUGGUUAAUUGUUCAGCUACCAUCGUGUCAAGGGGUUUCUGUAGUAAUUUUUGACGUUAAAUAGAAAGUUUUAAUGUACAAAGCAAGCUUUAGAAGACUGAAGUCUGCAAGGAGAAAGGAGUUACUCAUUUAAUCUCCAAUUGGGGUUUCUGCAAUCAGCUUUUGCUUCCUUUUAGGGAAAUUUCUUUUAGACUGAAUAUUGUCUUGAGGUGUUGAAUAAAGACUCAGUUGUGUAUCA